This is a messenger RNA of Sarcophilus harrisii (Tasmanian devil), 978 nucleotides long. RefSeq names its product olfactory receptor 52E4-like. Bases 1 to 978 code for a protein of 325 amino acids. Gene Ontology annotation, biological process: G protein-coupled receptor signaling pathway. Gene Ontology annotation, cellular component: membrane. The transcript has a single exon. The record is from RefSeq and is a predicted model, not a curated record. Lineage: Eukaryota; Metazoa; Chordata; Mammalia; Dasyuromorphia; Dasyuridae. Gene Ontology annotation, molecular function: olfactory receptor activity; G protein-coupled receptor activity.
AUGACUGCCUUCAACUUUACCCAUGUGAGGCCUUCCUUCUUCAUCCUAAAGGGCAUUCCUGGAUUGGAGGAUACCCAUAUUUGGAUAUCAAUACCAUUCUCUACUAUGUAUUUCAUCACUGUUCUAGGUAACUGCACCAUCCUUUUCAUUAUCACCACAGAGCGCACACUGCACAAGCCCAUGUUCCUGCUCCUUUGCAUGCUAGCCCUCACUGAUCUGGGCAUGUCCACUACGACCAUUCCCAAAGCUCUGUGCAUUUUCUGGUUUAAUCAAAGAGAGAUCACCUUCGAGGGAUGUUUGACCCAGCUGUUCUUCAUCCAUUCCAUUUCAGCCCUGCAAUCAGCAGUUUUGAUGACCAUGGCUUUUGAUCGUUAUGUGGCAAUCUGUGAGCCACUGCGCUAUGCCACCAUCCUCUCCAAUGGCCGCAUAGGUCUCAUUGGGUUGGUCAGUUUAGUGAGAGCCAUAAUUUUUAUCCUCCCAAUGCCUGUUCUUCUCCAACACAUGCCAUUUUGUACAAGCCGGGUGAUCCCCACAACCUACUGUGAACACAUGGCGGUGGUGAAAAUGGUGUGUGCAGACACCACUAUCAACCGUAUGUAUGGCCUUGUGGUCGCCUUAGUGGUCAUUGGUCUGGACCUCUCUGCCAUUGGCUCAUCCUAUGUGUUUAUCAUCCGGGCAGUGAUGCGACUUUCCUCCAAGGAAGCUCACCACAAGGCAGUCAACACCUGCACUACACACAUCUGUGUGAUGCUCACAUCUUAUACACCUCCACUUUUUUCCUUCCUUGCACAUCGGUUUGGUCGGGGCAUCCCACCCCAUAUUCACAUCAUCCUUGGCAACCUUUACUUUCUCGUGCCUCCCAUGCUCAACCCCAUCAUUUAUGGAGUAAAGACUAAGGAAUUUCGGGACAAAGUAACCAAAUAUUGUUGCUGGAAGAAGGAGCCCAUCACCAUAGCUCCUGAUCAGAAGCCUGUCUGA